UGUGCUCAGGGCUGCCGAAGAAGUGAAGAAGUGGGCUCUUUUUCUUCUUGCCCUGGAGACCAGGGAGGCCUUCAGCACCUUCUCCCCAGCCAGUGCCCAUGGGGACGGUUGUGGCCAAACUGCUCCUGCCUACCCUCAGCAGCCUGGCCUUCCUCCCCACAGUGAGCAUUGCUGCCAAGAGGCGUUUUUACAUGGAGGCCAUGGUCUAUCUCUUCACCAUGUUCUUCGUGGCAUUCUCCCAUGCCUGCGAUGGGCCUGGGCUAUCUAUGCUGUGCUUCUUGCGCCGUGACAUCCUGGAGUACUUCGGCAUCUAUGGGACAGCCCUGAGCAUGUGGGUCUCACUGAUGGCACUGGCCGACUUCGAUGAACCCCAGAGGUCAACCUUUACGAUGUUUGGUGUCCUUACCAUUGCCGUGCGGACUUUCCAUGACCGCUGGGGCUAUGGGGUGUACUCCGGCCCCGUAGGCACAGCCAUCCUCAUCAUUGCUGUAAAGUGGCUGAAGAAGAUGAAGGAGAAAAAGGGUCUGUAUCCUGACAAGAGCAUCUACACCCAGCAGAUAGGCCCCGGUCUCUGCUUUGGGGCACUGGCCCUGAUGCUUCGCUUCUUCUUUGAGGAAUGGGACUACACCUAUGUCCACAGCUUCUACCACUGCGCCCUGGCCAUGUCCUUCGUCCUGCUGCUGCCCAAGGUCAACAAGAAGGCUGGGAAUGCGGGGGCCCCCGCCAAGCUGACCUUCUCUACCCUCUGCUGCACUUGUGUCUGACCACAGCACCCUCCUCCCCGUUCCAGGCCCUUGCCUUCCUGUCUGGCAGCCCUGCCAUCUCUCCCAAGAUAAUUUCUGUGCGUUCCCAUGUGGUGUAUCUAUGAGAAAUGGUCUCCUCUGCACCCCAAGAGUCCAGUAGGCCUGCUGCACUCUGCUAAAUGCUG
Molecule: messenger RNA, 928 nt
Organism: Acomys russatus (golden spiny mouse)
Lineage: Eukaryota; Metazoa; Chordata; Mammalia; Rodentia; Muridae
Gene: Mymk
Product: myomaker, myoblast fusion factor
Exons: 5
Coding region: 99-764 (221 amino acids)
Cellular component (GO): plasma membrane
Source: RefSeq, a predicted model, not a curated record